GGGUGUAUGAGCAGGAACUGGGGUCGGCGGUCGGGGUUAAAGGUCAUGGGGUUGGGAGGUCAGAGGUCGUGGCCGCGAUGAUGGCGGAUAAGGAGAAGAAAAAGAAGGAGAGCAUUCUCGACCUCUCCAAGUACAUAGACAAAACAAUCCGUGUGAAAUUUCAAGGCGGACGGGAAGCCAGUGGAAUUUUAAAAGGAUUUGAUCCACUUCUCAAUCUUGUAUUGGAUGGAACAAUAGAGUAUGUGAGAGAUCCAGAUGACCAAUACAAAUUGACUGAAGACACACGACAGCUUGGCUUGGUUGUAUGCAGAGGAACAUCAGUUGUUCUGAUUUGCCCACAGGAUGGGAUGGAGGCUAUUCCAAACCCUUUCAUACAACAACAAGAUGGUUAAUUUGAAAAUGUAUCAUCACAAUAUCUCAGGAUUCCAAUUUAGUUGGUUUUAUCCAAGUGGGCACUUGUAAUAUCACCAGCAGCACUGGAGGAUAUUUAUGAUUUGUUAGAUGGCAAGCAAGUCUUUACACCUUUGUUUUUAAUUCUUUUUGCAGAUCAGUUGUGAACUUAUUGCCAUCUAUGCAACCAUUCUGUAUUGCAGUACUAGCUGUACUGCACAGGUGUAUUGCCAGGCACAGUACAUUUAUACAUGGCAACAGUCUGUAACACAAUAGAACAAGAUUCUAGGAAUUGACCAGUGCCAGUAAACCUGCUGAACUGUCCACUAGAAUCAUUCUAGUGGAAGCAGUCACUUCAUUCAGACUUCAGCUGAAUCUCCCCAGCAGUAAUCUCUAGUGGUGGUUAAUUUUUUUUAAAAAAAAACAGCUGAUUUAGAAACCUGCAUUUUUAUACUCAAUUUGUUUAUGUAAAAUUGUUUCUGGAGUUUUAUUUUCUGAAGCAACUUUUACCCUUUUGUUUUUUAAAUGAAAUCAGUGUUGAACAGUUAUUCCUUUUGACUGUGAAUAACAUCACAUAGCUUAGGUUGGAGUCCUGCAUAUAAAUUGGUUUAAUAUAAGUCCCUUCAGAGAUUGGAUUAGUUUACUUUUUGAAGUUGGAUGUGGAUGACAAAGUCUUUCUUGUACAAUAAACUUUUUUUUUUCCAGUA
Messenger RNA from Chiloscyllium plagiosum (whitespotted bambooshark), 1097 nucleotides. It is a transcript of the gene lsm7, whose product is annotated as LSM7 homolog, U6 small nuclear RNA and mRNA degradation associated. Gene Ontology annotation, molecular function: RNA binding. Gene Ontology annotation, cellular component: spliceosomal tri-snRNP complex; U6 snRNP; U2-type prespliceosome. Lineage: Eukaryota; Metazoa; Chordata; Chondrichthyes; Orectolobiformes; Hemiscylliidae. Gene Ontology annotation, biological process: mRNA splicing, via spliceosome; nuclear-transcribed mRNA catabolic process. The record is from RefSeq and is a predicted model, not a curated record.